This is a messenger RNA of Drosophila rhopaloa, 551 nucleotides long. RefSeq lists its product as uncharacterized. The coding region runs from base 48 to 551 and encodes 167 amino acids. The record is from RefSeq and is a predicted model, not a curated record. The transcript is spliced from 2 exons. Lineage: Eukaryota; Metazoa; Arthropoda; Insecta; Diptera; Drosophilidae.
UGUGUGUAUAUUAAUUUUGUCAUACACAACAAUUUAUUUCUUCAAAAAUGUCGAGUAUAUACAAAUUUUGUUUUAUUAUUCUCGCUCUAAGCCUUUUCACCAUCUGUGCCACGUUUGAUAAAGCUAAGACAAUGUGUAGAGACUGCACGGAGGAUAAUAAGGAGCAUUGCCUUAUUGAAGGUGAAUCAGGAUUUCAUAGGGCACUAUCAUAUCGAAAAUUGCCGACUAAGUUUUUGAGAGACUCCAAUCCAUCCAAUCCGCUGACAGAUGACUUAAACGUAUGCAUACCAUCCGGCAUGACCAUUGAGGCUGAAGAUGGAGAUUUUCAUUUUAUCUGCGUUUGGUCACCAGAACUUGGUUGUCAAAUUAUAGUUCCUAAGUACGACGCGGAAACGAGUUGUGAGAUUUGCCGAUCUCCUUCUGCUCUUGGAAAGAACGUGGGUUGCCCGUGCAAGAUUCCCUUAAAGAGGGAUCUUGGAAAUUCGGGACCAAGCGAACUCUACGCCAGCUCUCUUCUUAUUACGGUUGGAUAUUUUUUGUGCAGCAUAUAG